UGCACGCCAGACACAAGUGAGACGCCAAUGCGGUGUGUCGUUGCGUGCGAUCUGGCGGGCUCGCGCCAAGGGGGCUCGCGCCGCCUUUGAAACGCGCCCCCGGAAGAAACCGCCGGGAGUACAAUGAAGCCACAACAGGGAGUCGCGGCCGUUACGUCAGAAAAGAUACCGAAAACACCCUAGAUGGGUCGGGCUCGAGCGCCUUCUGCUCAGACAGGAAAUGCGGGGUCACAGAGUUCAAAUCCCGGGCACGUGGGCGCGGAAGCCGCACGACACCGUACCCGCCACCGAGACUUCUGUGCCGCGGCUUAGCCCGAACGGAAGCGCUGAGGAGACGCGCCGCCACUUUGCACGGCGUCUCUUCGAGAUGCGCGAGGCGGAGGGCACCGCGUGCUCCUGCGGACGUGGUUUCGCAUCUAGGCAGUACCGCGACGGCAAGGGAGUCGACGUCGACUGGGGAGCGCUUCCUAUCGCAAUCCACACUCAUUGCACCAAGGACGAGCCCAGGGACGAGCCCGGUUGGCUACCCUGCGCUUGGGCAGGGGGAAGGGAGAAGGAUAGGAAUCGCAUCGACUUCGGUGAGACGCUUGCGAAGGAGCAGGAUUUUUCCUGGCCAAAGGGCGGCCGAAGGUGACGCUUAAGUGGGUGCCAGCGAACAAACAGCGCCCACCUCAUGAAACCCAGACCGGCGACGCCGUCGAACGCCAUCGCUCAGCUGAAAAUAAAUAGCGACGCACAAAGAUCCGUCCCCCGCCAAACAACGCCACCGACAAAGCCACGUCGCAGAAGAAGCAAGCUCCCUUCUUCUUCGCACAGCGAUGAAUAUGUCGCAACAGUCAAGAAAGGCAUGAUGAAACAAGGAGCCUAACAGAAGACUCGCUGUCAAGCAAGAUAACUACGUUUGCUUCAAGAAACAAAAUUAUUCGCAAAGUCAACAACAUAGCGCCGCUAAGUUGCCUAGCAGUUGCCACUGCGCACUUACCCUUUUUAAGGGUAUGCUUGGUUUCCUUGCCUCCGGCCAGGUUAACGUGCUCUUUGACUGCGGUAGGUGUUGUCUGGAAUGCAACGGAUACGCCAAGAGCCCAAACCCACAGGCAGCCUGGAGCCGAGUUCGAAGAACAACUGAAGAUAAACAGAACCUACGAAACCACUGUCUAAUUGGUUUUCAAUCUUUCAAUAUUAAUUUAUUUUUCGCUUCUGAGGAAAAAGCAAGCCAACCUGGAAGCCGUCAAGGAAGUGCAAAUUCAGGCUUUUGGUGGGGAAUAAAAAAUCCCAGCAGAACCAA
This is a messenger RNA of Dermacentor andersoni, 1285 nucleotides long. RefSeq lists its product as uncharacterized. Lineage: Eukaryota; Metazoa; Arthropoda; Arachnida; Ixodida; Ixodidae. The record is from RefSeq and is a predicted model, not a curated record.